AUGGGCCCCUGUACCGCCUCCUCAUGCUGCUGCCAGGCCCGUAAUCUGCCAUGGGCCCCCGUACCGCCUCCUCAUGCUGCUGCCAGGCCUGUAAUCUGCCAUGGGCCCCUGUACCGCCUCCUCAUGCUGCUGCCAGGUCCAGAGUGUGUCAUGGGUCCCUGUACGGCCUCCCAUUGCUGCUGUCUCCAUCGCCACACUCUGCCAUGUGCCACUUUCAGGUCUCCUCACACUGCUGGUGGGUUCCAUUUUUGUCAUAGGGUGCUGUAUGGCCUCCCAUUGCUGCUGCCUCCACCGCCACACUGUGGCUCCACACUCUGGUUUUGGCCCCGUGACUGCCCAAAUGAGUGAAGUGUGCGGUGAUUCUAAGAUCGACGGCACUCAUCUGCAUGUCAUACUGACUGACAGUAUUAUUUCUCUUCCCCAGCAGACUCCAAGGGCAUUUAAAUUAAAGGUACAGUGUUCUGCACUAAUAUAA
Messenger RNA from Staurois parvus, 475 nucleotides. The record is from the annotation of a GenBank genome assembly. NCBI's taxonomy places the organism in Eukaryota, Metazoa, Chordata, Amphibia, Anura, Ranidae.